Ctenopharyngodon idella (grass carp) is the source of this 2066-nucleotide messenger RNA. Its product is annotated as fibrinogen-like protein 1-like protein. The record is from RefSeq and is a predicted model, not a curated record. The transcript is spliced from 2 exons. The coding region runs from base 128 to 946 and encodes 272 amino acids. NCBI's taxonomy places the organism in Eukaryota, Metazoa, Chordata, Actinopteri, Cypriniformes, Xenocyprididae.
UUAACCCUUCCGGUGCCGGGGCUGAAGUCCAGCUGAUAGUGAGACGCUUCUCUCUCUCACACUCAGCGGUCAGACCUGACGUGAACAUCGUUUCUCUGCCGGUCCGGACUGAUUCUCGUGAUUCAGGAUGCUGAUGUUGUGUGUUUGUCUCGUGCUGCUGGCGUGUGUUCGGACUGAAGCGUCUCCUGCUGGAAACAUCCAUCUGCUGGCGCCAGAGGAGCACAAACUCAUCCUGAACCUCGGACAGAAAGAGAUUCCCCGGGACUGUUAUGAGCUGUGGCAGAGCGCCGGCGGUCAGGCGCGGGACGGCCUGUACCUGAUCCGGCCCGGAGCUUCACCCAUCGCCGUCUACUGCGCCAUGCACGAGGGCGGAUGGACGGUCAUCCAACACAUCACGGUCAAUGGCAGCGUGGACUUCGACCGCGGCUGGGACGAGUACAAGCGAGGGUUCGGAUCCCUCACCGGAAACCACUGGCUGGGCAACGAGCACCUGCACCAGCUCACCGCCGGACCCGUGCGCUACAAGCUCGCCAUCAAGCUGGUGGACAAAGACGCGGUGACCAAGAUGGGCGAGUACGACCCGGUGCUGGUGGAGGACGAGGACGCCCAGUACCGCCUGCGUCUGGGUCUGUUCCAGGGCACGGCGGCGGACGCCCUCACGCUGGACACCGAGAACUACCUUCACGACAACCAGCGCUUCACCACCAAAGACCGCGACAACGACAACUACUUCCAGAACUGCGCAAAGCUGGAGUUCCAGGGCGUGGCGGGCGGCGGCUGGUGGUACGACGCCUGCGCCGGCGCAAACCUCAACCGCAGGAACGUCAUCUACUGGCAGAAAGACUGCAACAAAGAACACUUGUGCAAAUAUGCCUGGAUGAUGGUGAGACCUUCAGAUCAAGUCAAAGUCAUCCGGAGCGGAGACUGUGCCAGAGACGAACUCUGACCUUGAUUUCCAAUACAGUCAUCAAAACAUCCUUUAACAUAUACUGAGGCUACUUGAGAAGCCAAAUCUUGCUUUCAGAGAAAUCUAACACAAUUUGGUGAUGUUUCUGCUUAAAUCUAAAAAGAAUAAGAAAAAAGAUGUCAAUAAGGAAAGAAAAAUAAUCUGCAAAGGAAGAUUAUUUUUCUGACCCCACUGGCAAACAUAUUUUUUCUUGUUUCAAGGCCCUUUCAAACCGAGGACGAUGACUAUAAAGAUAACGAUAAAGAUAUAAAUAAAACAAAUCGUUCUAAAUAUAAAAGAAUAGCACUGUCCACACCACAGCUAUAACGAUAACGAUAUAGAGGAACAAUAUAAUUGGGAUCACUUUCAGAAUGAUUUUUUCCAGCCGUGGAACGAAUCCAUUCUAAUUUAAGGGCUCGCGCAUUUAAAAUGGCGGACGACCUUGCGGAGAAUUUAGUCGCAGAGGUCCAGAAAAAUCCACCGUUUGACAAGUCAAGGUCAAACCCCCUUUUCAAGGAUACUUUAACCAGCAGAUGUCCUCAGCAUGCUAUGUUUCUUGUGAAUCUAGUGUAUCGAUCUAAUCUUACAGUGAAUUUAGCUGACGUAGUCAAUAUAGUGGAAUAAAAACAUCAAACUUCAAAGGAAGCAAGACAAUGUUGUCGAAACUAGCGCUGGAUACCUGAGGUCAUUUUAUAUUACACUGUUUGCUAGCCUGGCAUAAUGAUCUCAUCGUUAACACCUCUCACCAUUUAUUCCGAGGGUAUGACAGAUUGUUUUCCAUAUAUCCAUUUUGUUUAAAGCCGUGUAAAUGCAACAAGAACAGCAAAAACAUGUUCAAUGACGUUUGACCGUUAUUGUUCGUUGGUGUGGACGCUGUCUUUAUAGUUACUGUUCUUCGUGUGAACGGGCCUUUAAGAACAAACUUCACAAAAUUCUGUUAGAUUUCUCUGGAAUUAAAAUGUAAAUUCUUGGUAUUUUUAUAUUUGCUUCUAAAGUGAAUAGGCCUACAUCUUUUUUUAAGGAUGGUUAGAUAAAACAAGACAAAAAAUCUGGAUAAGAUGUGAUUUUUUUGCAGUGUAGGGAUGAAUUAUUAACCCAUUAAACACAUGACGAUCAAUUA